Drosophila mojavensis is the source of this 477-nucleotide messenger RNA. RefSeq lists its product as uncharacterized. The record is from RefSeq and is a predicted model, not a curated record. Lineage: Eukaryota; Metazoa; Arthropoda; Insecta; Diptera; Drosophilidae. Bases 98 to 247 code for a protein of 49 amino acids. The transcript has 2 exons.
UAAGUUGCUCGUCUGCCCGUGAACGACCCCUUGAUAAGAAGUCGCUGCUUUUUAAGCAAACGUUCUGCCAAUUUUGCAAUCAAGUUAAUAGUUAACAAUGUUCCGCCUACAACAAUCACAGCCCGAUCCCGCAGAGGAACAAAAGCGAGUUGCCGCUGAGGUGCGAAACAAUUUUAUUAUGUUUGGAGCGCUGUGCAUAGCCAUUCGACUUGCUCCAAUUGUACUGCAACACCUGAAGAAUGCGUAGAUGUAAGGUAUUUGGAACUAGAUGAAGGGCGCUACAUACUAAUAUAACAUGUAAAGAUGCAUUUAGCUCUUAAGCACGUGCAUCAUAUGCGGCAGCUUCUCAAUUACUUUUAAUGAGCCAAAAGAGAAUCAAUGUUGACUAUGCACACACCUUAGUGCUUCUAAUAAACAGCAACUGUAACUGUAAUGUAGUUAAGUCGUUUCAAACUAAUAAAUGAAAUAAAAGUACAA